Didymodactylos carnosus is the source of this 1053-nucleotide messenger RNA. The record is from the annotation of a GenBank genome assembly. NCBI's taxonomy places the organism in Eukaryota, Metazoa, Rotifera, Eurotatoria, Philodinida, Philodinidae.
AUGUCAAAUGAACGACGAUUAUCAACCACCUUGACAAAAAUUCCUGACAGUGGAAUCGCAGUUCAAAGACCAGCACAAGUACCAACUGAUCGACGAUCAAGUAUCACGCCACAUUCAUCAAAAACAAUAUCAAACAUAGUUCAUCCUCUUCCACUUCCACCAGAAGAAUGGACUUGUGGUUCCUGUACUUUUGCUAGUCCUAUGACAAUUGAACAAUGUUCCGUUUGUCAUGAAGGCACAAGACCAGCACCUCAAACAAUGAAAAGACGAUUUAGUAUAACUAGUAAUAUUCCUGUUAUGAUUGAUCAGAAUUGGUUCUGCAGUGAUUGUGGUUCUGAUAAUCUAGCUGCUAAUGAAAAAUGUGCACAAUGUAAACAUCCACGUCAAACCGAUCAAAAAUCAAAUGAAGCUAUCCGAACAACAUCACGACAAAGACUUCAUUCCGCAAAUCGUCGUGUUAACCUAACACAAGAUGAAAAUGAUAUUUCUCUUCCAUCAAUAGUAAAUAAAGUAGAAUCAAAUCCACAACAGCAAGAAAAAUCAAAAUCAAAGUCGACUACACCUACAAUAAUUCUACCUAAAAUAACUCCACCUAAAAUUAAUAAUUCUGCUAUUACUGUUGAUAAAAAAGACGAUGAUGAACAACAACAUAUUGUUUAUAUUCCAAUUUUACCACCACAUAAUGAGUCAAAUUCUGAUUUAGAAUAUAAAAUAUCUGAUCGACUUCAACAAAGUAACGGUAUCCAGUUGAAACAUAUUAAAUGUAUACCUAAAAUUGGUAUUAGUAUUCUACAAGUUAAAAAUUCUGAAGACAGAAUAAAGUUAACUGAGAAAAUUCGAACAUUAGUCUUAUCUACAACACCAUUAACAACAGUAACAUUUGUUAAAGAAAUUGAAUUAGUAUCCUACAUUGUUUUAAGUACAAAACAUGAACAAGACGAUUAUGCAGAAUUACCAAAUUUAAAUGAUAUAGGUCAACAUUGGAAAACACUAUUAAAUUCAAAUCGUGUACCACAUUGUGAACAUAUUUCAAUCGAAUCCAAAUAUUAUUAG